AACAACAACAACAACACACCGCAAACGAUGGAAGACGACCGUACGACUACCUACGGCGUCAUGGUCGAUGCUCCGGGGGAAGACAGCAAUGAUAAUGGUAACCAAGACCCCCCUUCGCCCGACACCCGGGCGGAGGACAUGUCGGACGACGACUUCGACACUGAGAUUGCUGAUGAAAUCAAGGCAGACGUCAGGAUGUUCUCGGGGUGCCAGGACAAGCAGACCUCGGCGGAUGUCCACGACGUGACCAAGUUCGGCGUGCCCAACUCUGACGGCGGCGCAGGGGGUGCCUGCACCAACGCGCUCCUCGUCAACAAAGACGACGAACCCGACUCCUGGAUGAGCCUCUUGAAGAGCAUGCGCACCACCCUCAGCACCAAGAAGUUCAAGCAGAUUCCCCAGAUGGCCACCUCCAAGAAGCUCGACAUCCGCUCGCCCUUCUCCUUGGCUGGGGGCGAGGGAGGGAAGCACCGGGCCCUCCUCAUCGGCAUCAACUACGUCGGGGAUCCCUCGGCAGAGCUCAAGGGCUGCCACAAUGACGUCGCGCAGAUGAAGGACUACAUCGUGAAGCACGGGUAUCCUGCUGAAGAAGGCGAAGACCUGAAGAUCGUGAUGGAUGACGGGGAGCAUACCGCACCUACCAGGGCUAACAUCAUCGAAGCCAUCGAGUGGCUCGUCGAGGGCGCCGCGCCAGGCGAUUCGCUUUUCAUGCACUACUCCGGACACGGCGGGUCUGUGGAGGAUACCGACAACAACGAGAAGGACAAGAGGGAUGAGACCAUGAUCCCAGUCGACUACAGCGUGUCCGGACACAUCAAGGAUGAUGAACUUCUCGCUGAGUUGGUCCUACCGCUGUCAGAGGGCGUCGUUCUGUCCGUGGUUAUGGAUUGCUGCCACAGCGGCUCCAUUCUUGACCUGCCCUACACGUUCGACGCCGACGAGGGGGCCCUUCAGCUGGUGGACGACGGCGGCUCUGGGAUCGUGCAUAAGAAGGCCAAGUUCAACAUGUCAAAGGUUAGGAAAGCGCGCAAGCUGAACUUCAGAGGGCCUUACAUGAAAGCCAUUCGAGCAAAGGCCGCCGCCGCAGCAGCAGCAAAAGCUGCCGCAACGAAAGCUGCCGCAGCGAAAGCCGCCAGCGAAAAGCAGGAACAGCACGAAGAGCAGGAGCAAGCUCCAGAGCCCGUCGGCGGCGGCACUGCCUUCAAGGUGGGUUCCAAGGUUGCAGCGGCCGCGGCAAAAGCGAGGGCGUCGACCGCCACCAAAGCCGUCAGUCAGCAGCAGCAAGAGCAGGAGCAGCCCGCCGCCAACGGUGGCACGGCCGAUACCGCGAACGACCAACCGCCCUCCGAGGGCGUAGCGCCCAAUGCCGCUGUGAAGCAGGCCCCGAAGUUUAAGCUGAGCAUCGAGACCGAGGUCAUCAAGUCCAUGGAAACAGGUAGAUACAUAGCGCCCGACCCGAUGGCGUUCAAGAGCUUCACAUCGUGCGAAGCCGAGAUGGAGGAGGACGGACAGGACGACUGCGACUUGUCGGUCUUCGUUGUCACGCCAUGGAGCGUUGACGAAGAGAGCGGCCGCGAACACGCUGCGGGUAUCAGCAUGCUGUGGGUGGACUCUGAGUCCUCUACAGGUUACAGCAUGAAGCAUUUGACCAAGGGAGAUGCCCGUUUCGAUGGCAAGCGUGCUGUGUACGUCGAAGCCACCAAGGGUGAAGGUGAGGAGCCAUUUCUUGUGGCGGUGUUCGCUCCGGAAGACUUCAAGCCGGCAAGCGUGGGCGGCAGCAGCGGCGUCGCCCCGGAGAGCACGGAGUUCGUGGUGUGGGUGUGCGACAAGCUGGCUCACUCCAGGGACGAGACGCUCAACUGGACCGCGUGCGGGUCUUUCGUCGGCACCAAGGUGAAGAGGACAUCCGCCACGACCUCUACCUCUGGCGAGCACCUGGUCAUCGUCGAGGCCUUGGACGUGAAGGACGAGGCGCGUGUGUUCUACGGCACCUCUCUAGGCAACGACGACCUACAAAUGUCCAUGUUCCCCACGCCCCGCGCCAUGAGAGCCUCCAACCAGCAGGUGUCCACCGUGCAAGCUUCCACCCUCGAGAAGGACGGCGAGACUUUCGCCAUUGCCAUGGCCUUACCGGCAGCCAUCCCCAAGGAGACAGCCGUUGCCGGUGACAGCAGUGACACCUCGGACCACGAGACCGAGAUCCGGCCCUGCAUGCUCUACGCGCAGUCCCUGAACGACCCAGGAUUCUACGCCGGCAGCAUCGACAUCCCCGGGGACACCCGCUGCUUCAUGACUACCCCUGCCUACGGACUGAAUACAGACGUGUACGUUGCCGGGACCAAGAAAGUGAUUUGGUACGACGACAGAUCUUGGGACGGGAGCACCGGAAAAGCUGGUGUCUGUUUGAACGCGGUGGACUUCACUUCCCCGGCCAAGGAAAUGCGCACCAUGAUCGACAAGCAGUUCAUCAGGCAUGUCUUCAUCCUGCUGGAGAGCGGGAAGCUGCUGUACACGUCGCAAGACCCCGAGGAGGGCAGCAAAUUCGACGAGCCUGUCGACAUUCUGCCCAACGUCGAGGCGUUCAGCUGCCACGCAGACUCGGUCGGAAACGUCCACGUCAACAACAUCAACAAGGACGGGAACCUUAUGCACCACAUGAUGGACCAAGGCACGAGCCUGUGGAUGCAGAAAGAAGUCAUGGUGUCUGGAGGAGCCGCUAGGGAGCACCUCAUAUCGGUUGUCGACCUCAAGGUUACUGCCCUCGAGAAGACCUCCGGCAAGAAGACUGCAAACGACCUCAUGCAAGCUGCGGAAGCGGAAGCCGACCUUCCCGCCAUAUCUCUCUCGUGCGGAUCGGGGGCAAUAUUCCGUAUCAACGGCAAGGGGCACCUCAUGCACAAGGACAAGAAAGUUGAAGUUCGUCCGAACAUGAGUGGCUUGGUGCGAAUCGGCCAGUUCGUGGAUUCCUUCAGCGUGCCUCACGUGACGAUCCGGAUGCCAGGCUUGGACAGGCCUCUGGAGAUCAUGUGCGGCAACAUCUUGACCAAGAAGCUAGAGAAAAUGGAUGCGUCUGCCUUGAAAGGCGCCAAGUCCCGCGAUGCCAUGGGAGACGACGCCGAGAGCUUGAUCGACGACCCCGACGAUGGUGAUUUGAACGACUUCGUUGAAGCGGUCGCCCAGCUCGCGAAGGGGUUCAAAGUCCUGUCUCCGACCGAAUUUCCGAAGAAAAACGAUGUGGACGGCAUCUUCCGCCUAACCGGCCGAGCCUUCAACGAAGAGAACCAGUUCGUCGCUUUCGUUGACGAGGGUCCCGCUUUCGAGGACGAGGAAGUCGGUGAUGGCCCUCCGUCUCCCGGCGGCGCCCCCGGUCCCCUGCAAGGCGGAGCUGGCGCCGAGCCCAUCGGCGGCGAACUGAAAGAGAUGGCCACCCCGCAGAGGCGCACUUCGGUCUUCCGAGGCGAUUCCGCAUUACAUGGGCGCGGACCGGUAGUCAGGCGUUUCACCAAACACCGUUGCGCUCCUGACCCGUUCGGCAUGGGACACCUGGGCGUCGAGCGUGUGCGCCGGGUUGAAUGCCGGAACAUGGGAAACCUCGCCAAGAAGGCCAGAGAAAACGCUGAUGAGGCCAUUUACGAGACGAAGAAGCACGCGGCCGAGGCUCUCAGAGCCAAGCUGAGCAACGCUGAGCGCGCUCAAGAGCAGGCCACGGAGUACGCUGCCGAGGCGACGAAGUGGGCUGGGGAGGCGAAGCAGGCGGCGGAAGCGGUUCGUUGGACGCAAGCCGCAGUCGAAGCGGCGGAGGCGGCGGUCAAAGCAUCCGAAGAGGUGGAGAUGAAAGCCUCUCAAGACAUCGGAGAGAUAAAAGCUGCACAAACAUUUGGGGCGAGGAAAGCUUCGCAAGAGUCACAGGUGGACAUUAUCCUUGGAGUGGAAGGUCCGGACGAGGAAGCGGCGAGGGCGAUGGAAGCAGCGGCACGAGCGGUAGAGGCGGCCGGAGUUGCGCAACAGAAAUCGGAGCAGGCCAAGGCCAUGGAGAAGUUGCAUGGCUCGGACGGUCAACUGGUCGACCUUAGCGAUUUCGAAGCUGGCGGGUACCUAUCGGCCGAGUACUCCAGAGACCAUUUCUUUGGCCCCGUGGCGAAGAAGCUAUGGCUAGCGGCCGAGGCCAAGCGGGUGGGAGCACGCCCUGGGCGUGGCUCGUCACACCUGCCAGUACGUGCAGGGCACGGACAGUCGCCGGCUUGGUCUGGCCGCUCGCCAGGCUAUCAUGGCCGCUCGCCGGCUAUUGCUGCUCGUUACAGGCAACCGGCUGUGAGCACUCCCGCACACUCUGAUGUGCUUAAAGCCGUGGAAGCUGCAGGACAGGCUGUGGAAACUGCGGCCCAAGCGAUGGAGAGAGCGGAACAAGCGAAAGAAGCCCUGGGCGAUGACACGGGAGAGCCAGAGCGCAAAGGAGGUGAUCCUGACGACAGUAACCCCCGGGACUUUGGGUCGGCGGAGUCCUCCAACAAGGGCUUCUUUGAUUCCAUCGCCAACGAACUUCGGGAGUUGGCAGACGAAGCCAAGCGGGAGGCUGAGAAAGAAGUUGCGCAGGCUGCACAUGGGCCGCCCGGGUACACAAGCAGUGGGCUGUUUGGCUCUGAGACCAUGGAGGCUGGGAUACCGACCAGACGUCCAAUCACUGACACUACAGCUGAGUGCCUUAAGGAUCCAAGGUGGGAGGCAGUCAGGCAGGAAACCGCGAAAACGGCCAUGGAGGCCGCCCGGCUUGUGAAGGCAGCCCAAACGGCGGCCUUCGAACUCCAAGCAGUCGAGGAGGUGGAGGCCGCAGAAGCUCUAGACUCCGAAGAAGACUUGGGAGAGGAAGAGAUUGACGGACAUGACGGCGCCUACGGGUCGACAGAAUAUACCAGCAGAAAGUUUGGCAGCCGGAUCAAGAAAGCAACCAAGAAGGUCAAGUCCGGCGUCCAGAACGCGGCGAAAAAAACGAAGGAGGCGGCUCAGACCGCCGCCCGAAAGGCCGAGGAGGCAGCUAAACAGGCGAGUUCAUUUGCGAAGCGGGAGGCAGAGAGAAUCGCCAAGGAUGCAGCGCGCAAAGCAGAAGCAGAGGCCCUCAAGGCCAAGAGGGAAGCGGAGAAGGCUGCCAAGGCCGUGGAUCAAGCCGCCAAAGACAUAAAGAAGGCGGGGGAGCUUGUGGCGAAAGAGGUUGUAGACAAGGCGCAGAUAGCGGCGGCUGGGGCGAAGCAGGCCGCGGAAGGUGCGGCGAAGCUGGCAGAGAAAGCUGUGAACGAGGUGGGAGAUGUGGCGGGUGACAUAAAGGACGGCGUCGAGGAUGUGGCGGAUAAAGUGAAGGACGGGGUCGUGCACGCUGCCGACAAGGUCAAGGACGUCGCCAAGGACGCUGCCGAGGUCGUGGGCGAUGUUACCAUGAAGAUGGUCGACGUGGUGGAAGAGGUGGUCGAGGAGGUGUGGGAGCACACUCCGGAGGGGCUGAAGAAGGUGGCCAGGAAAGUAGCGAAAGUUGUCAAGAAGGGGGUGGACUUAAUGGUGAAGAUCGGCAAGGUGGUGUAUCACUUCGUUGAAACCAAGCUCGAGCAGCUCGUCAAGGCACUCGACUGGCUGUGGGACAAAAUCAAGACGGGUAUCAUGAAGGCUAUCGAAUGGCUCGCCAGUUUCUUCAAGUACAAAGAGAUUUUGAAGACCGCCGAGAUACUGGAAGCCGGGGCGAUUUAUGGGAUCGACCAAUUCAUCGCGACGAUUCCCUCUGAGGAAGCAGUCAAGGAGUUCUUCAACGACCUUCGUCUCAUGCUGGAGAGGAAGACCGGUCUUGACCUCGAUGCCCAAGACAUGAGCACGGAGGACACGACGCCGGACGACCGCGAGGUGGAUCCCAAGGAAAAUUUCAUUCAGCACCACACCACGUGCGGCACCUUCGACGACGCAGGGACCCCCACGGAUACAAAGGAUGACUCGAAAGACAAGGGAAAAUCAUCGGAAGACAGCGAUGAUGACGACCCGGGCAUGGAUACCGUGGCGCAGAAGCUCAACUUCUUGUACGAGAAACUGAAAGAGGGUUUGAACGCCUUUAUGUCCGCGCUGGCCGAAGGCAUUGUCGAUCUGCUGGAGGGCGGCACACAGUUAAUGGUAAAGAUCCUCAAGUUCGUAGCGAAGAAGUUCCGCGACUGGCUCGCCGACGGGGGGCCAAUAUACAUCCCGGUCAUCAGCGAGAUCUACAAGCUCAUCACGGGGCGCAAACUCAAGCUCGCGAAGGCGUUGUUCUUCAUAUUUGCGAUCCCCGUGACGUACAUGACCAAGGCAAUUCUAGGACGCUGGCCAUCGCAAGUGGUCUCGGUCGACCAAUUGACCGGCGCCAAAGGCAGCACCUUGUCGAUCGCUGGCCAGGAGCCCGACUCUACCGACGCAGAUGCUCCAGCGCAUCUGACGAGGAGCCUUCCUGGUGAUGACAGCAGCAGCGAGUUCGUCUACACAUCAAGGUCGGGGGAAUCCGAAGAGAAGCCUGGGACUGAUUUCCAGAAAAGCAUUUGGGCCGUUCUGAAGAUGGCCUCCAUCGCCAUGUCCGGCGUCACGAUACCUUGCCAAGCAAUGGUCACCAUCACCACGAUUCCCGCGGGGGACCGUAAAUUCUUGACGAAGCGCUUCGCGAAGUCGCACCCCAUCUUCAAGAUAAUCAGCUACGGCAGGGCACUCCAGAAGAUCUUGAACCUCGCAUCAACCAUGGUAUAUGUUGGCGACUAUUUCACCGGGCCGAAAACACCGCUGAAGAGGAAAGACAAAACAUUCUUCUCUUUCCUGACAAUGUUUGACGCGGCCGGGGUAUUAAUUAGCCUUAAUGUGGACGGAGGGCAGGCGUCUGCGCCAGGAGCAGGGGGGUUGGCCAACAUGGAUACAACGGGGGGGGGACAACCGCCAAAGAACGCAACUGCCCCGGCGAUUAUUUUCGACAUAGCCGACGGUAUCGCUGAGAUCGCGAGGGGGAGUAGGUUGAUCGCGCUUGCAAAGGAGCUGGACGAGGGCGGCCGCCAGGAAAGAACGAUGAAGUUUCAAGGUUCUCACGGGAUCUUCAAGGGAGCCAGUCAGAUAGCCACGGCGUUCGGGAAGCAGAUUGUAAAAUCGGCAGCCGAUCCUUUCACCAAGGUCACGGUGGUGAUUGUUGCUGCCAGCCUCAAGUGGAUCACAAAGGUUCCCCUGGGCAUAGCAUCAGUGGUGCUGCAGCUCGAAGGCUCUGCUGAGGGUAAAGAUGACGACGAAGAUCUGAAAAACAACGCCUACUGGAUCGCCUGUUUCGCCUACCUGUGAGGUGCUUGCUCUCAAAUCGGGUGGGAAAGUGCCGAGUGGCGCAGCGGGCAAAGAAUGGGUGUUGUAGUAGCGAGGCCGCCUUCCUUGAGCGUCGAACAGGCGAUGCGUAAACAGACGAGCUGCAAUAGCUCGGUGCAUCUAUGCAUUGGGCAGUCGUCGUGUGGAAUGGCGCCUUCAGGACGUGCCAUCCCUCACCUACGUAGUUGAAGGCCGUGGAGGUAGACAAGCAUCAGGUAGCUUGUCUCGGCCUCCUUGCACUUUCUUUCUCCAGCCCGUCUGCUUCGUUUCCCUCUGAUGUUUGGCGACUCAUUUUGUCAAGGGAAGUCGCGCGUUGUGUGCGUCGCUUGUUCAUUCCGGUAAUUUUGUUCUUUCCAUCAGUCGGGACGAGAUGGUACUACUGUGAUUUGAGUCCUGAACGGUUUGGUUGAAUGGCUUUUCCGUCCGCGAUUGCCCGGACCACAGAGUAGACAUAACUUACAGUAGUUGCUUACGCGCGUGCGUGUUUUGUGUCCUGGUCAUGGAGAAUGACUGUCCAACGAUACAUCGUCGUUGGCACGCGUUCACGUCUAAAAAUGUUGAAAAUGGUGGUCCUCUCGCUUCAGUAGUUCUUCACAAUCUUUGUGGUGGAAGAGUGGCCGGCAACCAACAAGCUGAGUUGAUACGCCGUGUUCUCUUGUUUUCUUGUCAGCCGCGCCCGCCCGUACUCCGAAGCCAUAUACCCUCUCUCUCGGUCGUGCUUGCCUGUUGUUUAUUCUCUCCUUACUCCCUGAGACUAGAGUCCGUCCGGUCAAAUUUUUCCA
Messenger RNA from Ectocarpus sp. CCAP 1310/34, 8117 nucleotides. Lineage: Eukaryota; Phaeophyceae; Ectocarpales; Ectocarpaceae. The record is from the annotation of a GenBank genome assembly.